CAACCACAUCUCUCUUUGGAUUCAUGAAUAAUGAUCGAAACGAUCGUAACGAGGGCAAAAACGCUGCAAGAAGUACAGGUAAGCAUUAUCGUAAGUGAUCAUCUCCGAAUUCACGUCCUCUGUUCGGCGAUACGGCAUUUGCACCUCGUGGCCUGACUUGGCAGCUUGCAUCAUCUUCAAGCUCCCCUCUCUUCUUAUUUGUGCAAAGCUUCUUUGCCUCUUACAACACCUCCUCCUCACCUCAAUAGCAUAAACAAACUUCACUUCUCAACACGAACAAUAUCUAUCAUGCCUCCAAAGAACAUCCUCCUCCUCGGCGGCCACGGCAAAGUCUCCCUCCUCAUGACGCCCAAACUCCUCUCUCGAAGCUGGAACGUCACAUCCGUGAUCCGAAACCCAGACCAGAAAUCCGAAAUACUAUCCGCAGGCAAAAAUGGACCCGGCAAGAUCUCGGUUCUAAUCGAGAGCAUCGAAGACGUAAAAUCGCAAGCCGACGCUCAGAAGAUCCUCGACAAGGUCAAGCCCGACACCGUAAUCUGGUCUGCGGGAGCUGGUGGAAAAGGAGGCGUCGAGAGAACGAAUGCCAUUGAUAGGGAUGCGUGUAUACAUUUUAUCCGCUCGGCGAUUGCGACGCAGAGCGUGGUAAGGUUUAUGGUUGUUUCGGCGCUGAGUAUUAGGAGGAAUAGGGCGCCGUGGUUUGAUGAUGAGAGCUAUGCGUUGAUGACGAAGGUUAAUACAGAGGUUAUGCCGGGGUAUUACAAGGCGAAGUUGGCGGCGGAUGAUGUGCUUGCUGUGGAGGGGAUGGAGAGGAAUAAGAAGGAUGGGUUUGGGUGGAUUAGUUUGAGGCCGGGGAGGUUGACGGAUGAUGCUGAGGUGGGGAAGGUUAGUUUUGGGAAGACGAGAGCGAGAGGGGAGGUUACAAGAGCGGAUGUGGCGGAGGUUGGUGUCGGGUUGCUCGAGAAAGAUGGAGUCAGUGGGUGGUAUGAUUUAUUGGGUGGAGACGAAGAAGUUGGUGCUGCGGUAGACAGGGUGCUGAACGAGAAGGUGGACUGUAUGGAGGGAGAAGAUCUUAAAGAGAUGAGAAAGAGUGCUGCCAAAUUGUAAAGUACUAUUAUUUCAAUCGACAUGGCUUAAGCUUGAUCAAUCUUAACGAGCCUAGUGAGUUAAGUUUGUGCACUUCAGGCUCCUUUUCAGGCAUCAGAAAACCAAACUCACCCACUUUACUUAAAC
Mollisia scopiformis is the source of this 1230-nucleotide messenger RNA. RefSeq names its product NAD(P)-binding protein. The record is from RefSeq and is a predicted model, not a curated record. NCBI's taxonomy places the organism in Eukaryota, Fungi, Ascomycota, Leotiomycetes, Helotiales, Mollisiaceae. The coding region runs from base 289 to 1104 and encodes 271 amino acids. The transcript has a single exon.